Molecule: messenger RNA, 834 nt
Organism: Adineta steineri
Lineage: Eukaryota; Metazoa; Rotifera; Eurotatoria; Adinetida; Adinetidae
Source: the annotation of a GenBank genome assembly
AUGACUGAUAUACAAUAUUUAGAAAGUCAAAACCAAGUUGAUAAUGAUUUACUAUUAAUAAAAUGUAAGGCAAUAAUCUACCUUGAACUAGAAAAAGUUCAAAAUAUGAUGAAAGAUAAACUUGGUAUUGAAUAUCAAAGUUUACUUAAGCAAGACACAAUGAGCAUUAUUUUUCGUAUUAUUCUGAUCAUUGCAGUUCUUACAAUUGCCAUUUAUUGUCAAGGUGGUGGUGGUAGCCGUAGCCGUAGCCGAAGUAGUCGAAGUUUUUCGUCGUAUCGCAGCUCACGUAAUUGUACGGAUAGCACUUGUCAACAACAAGAUACUGUUGCAGAAUAUGCUAUUGUAGGCUCUCUUCUUAUCAUAUUUGGUAUAGCUUGCUAUUACAUACGGCGGCAAGGUAGCCCAGCUCAUUCGAAUUCGACUUAUAUAGAUUUACCAUCAAAUGAAGUCGAAUUGCAAGAAUCUAACCAAUUUAUAUCAGGCGUCUGGUCGUGUCAAUAUUAUCAAUAUAAUAUACGGCAUGGACCUUAUCGUUUUUCACUUGUAUUCGAUUCUGAAACGCAUAAAGUAACAGGUAAUGGAUCUGAUGAUGUUGGUGUGUACACCAUUGAAGGUAUUUAUUCGACAAGAACCAAUCGAAUGGGCCUUAUAAAGACAUAUAAAAAAGGAACAGGCAAUCCGAUACAGAAUCUUGGACAUGAGGUUACAAUUCAAGUCGUCUGGAAUUCGAAUCAACAUCAAUUCAAAGGAAAAUGGUACGUACGAACAAACAAGUACAGUGGACAGGAUAAAUUCCAACUCAAACUUAAAAAAAGUUAUAAAAACAUGGAAUGA